AUGAGGAUAUUGAUGUUCUUCAUUGUAUUAUACUUAGGAGGGGGAUGUUGCGGCGAAGAGGCAGUUGAAGAAGAGUUAGAGAGCGUCUACAAGAGCCUGAUGAGGAGAGUUUUGGAAUGUAUCCUGAUACCUUAUAUGUGUGGAAGGCGGGUGGGAGAGAUGAGUUACCCGAAUCCGGAAGUUAUGGCGUCGUACUUUAGGAAAGAAGGCGGCGCCUCCGAGGAUGAGCUUAAGGAGGACAAAGAGCGGGAGGGGGAGGUCUAG
Molecule: messenger RNA, 264 nt
Organism: Plasmodium inui San Antonio 1
Lineage: Eukaryota; Apicomplexa; Aconoidasida; Haemosporida; Plasmodiidae
Exons: 1
Coding region: 1-264 (87 amino acids)
Source: RefSeq, a predicted model, not a curated record